Messenger RNA from Acaulospora colombiana, 485 nucleotides. The record is from the annotation of a GenBank genome assembly. NCBI's taxonomy places the organism in Eukaryota, Fungi, Glomeromycota, Glomeromycetes, Diversisporales, Acaulosporaceae.
AACGACUUGGCGGAAGGUUUGGGGGAGUGGUGGAGGAAGGGGUGCAAGAUGACACAAUCGAGUACAAAAUAAAAAUGGAAAGCAUAGAAGGCCAUAGAGUCGACGAGGAGUCCGAAUGGAAACUUUUUGACACGCGACUGCUUGCUAAACGGGGGACCAGCACUGGAGGCCAAAAAGACUUUUUCGUGCGGACCCUAAUGUCGAGGUUGAACAUCGGUGAAAAAAAGUUGCCGAUAAAGAACUGUGGUCAAAAGGGGGACAGCGCGCCGCAAGGAAUGCGACGGAACGAUGGAGAGGAUGAGCUCGACCUCGAGUUUGUCAAGAGAUCGAGUGAGGAGCGCAAGAGAAAGGAAAGGUCUGAUUCUGGAACAAUUCGGAAUGGAUACUAUAGAGGCUUGACAGAUGUCCUAGUCUCUGGUUCAAGUCCAUACGAAGGUUGGAUGAUGGAAGAGAGAUGCACGAAUGAGGGCCAGACACGACGAUAA